CUGAAGAACAAAGUCAUCACUCAUAUUGAGAAACAAACUGCGAUACCAAAAGAGCAAGUUUAUACUUUUUGUCGUGGCACUCACCGUUAUAUAAUCAUAUACCAAAUUUGUAGGAACUUUGAUCCGAAAGUUCUCGUUUACGAUCCUACUACACUAGCUGGAGUUUGGAAACAAGACGAAACGACGAAAAAAUGGACGAACUCUGUCAUGGAGAAUGUGUUGGAAGCCAUCGGCAAUACCCCUCUUGUGAAGCUUCAAAAGAUUCCUCAUGAUAAUGGCGUACAGUGCAAUAUGUUUGUAAAGUGCGAGUAUUUCAAUGCUGGUGGUUCAACAAAGGACAGAAUAGCGCUUCGAAUGAUCGAGCUCGCAGAAGCCGAUGGAAGGUUGAAGCCUGGGAUGACCCUAAUCGAACCAACGUCAGGGAACACUGGUAUAGGGUUAUCUCUUGCAGCUGCUGUGAAGGGAUACAGGUGCAUCAUUGUGAUGCCAGAAAAGAUGUCCAAGGAAAAAGCCUUGACUAUGGAAGCGCUUGGCGCCAUCAUUGUUCGAACCCCAACCGAGGCAGCUUUUGACUCUGCUCAUUCACACAUAGGAGUGUCUUUGCGUCUCCAAAACGAAAUACCAGGCGCAAUAAUCCUCGAUCAGUAUCGAAACGUCGGCAAUCCAUUGGCUCACUACGAACAGACAGCGGAGGAAAUAAUUGAUGCUCUUGACGGCAAAGUGGAUUGUGUUGUAAUUGGCGCUGGAACAGGUGGAACAGUAACAGGUAUCGCAAAAAAGAUAAAGGAGAAAAUUCCAGGUUGUCUGGUGGUUGGCGUCGAUCCAGAAGGCUCGAUACUGGCUGAUCCCACUAAAGGAGAAACGAGUUUCUAUGAGGUUGAAGGUGUGGGAUAUGACUUUGUGCCCGGAACCCUCAACCGAUCUGUGGUUGACAAAUGGUUGAAAUCAACUGACAAGGAGUCAUUCGAGGUGGCUCGUGAGAUGAUUCGUAAAGAAGGGAUCUUAUGUGGAGGUUCUUCUGGCUCAAACGUUCACGCAGCGUUGGAGAUUGCCCGUGGCUUCCCAGCGGACAAAAUCGUUGUGGCCAUAUUACCCGAUGGCAUAAGGAACUACCUGUUGGUUUUAUUUCAUUAA
Messenger RNA from Haemonchus placei, 1134 nucleotides. The record is from the annotation of a GenBank genome assembly. Lineage: Eukaryota; Metazoa; Nematoda; Chromadorea; Rhabditida; Trichostrongylidae.